AAACUGUUUUUAGCUAUAUGGCAGCACUAUUUUGAUAAACACCGGCAACAUCGUUGUCCAGCCCUGGCAACACAACAAAAACCCAGCUGUGUGGCAACAUUUGCUUAGCACAAUGACUAAAUUCUUGGGAAUUGAUCGCCUGGGUCGACUGUUCCAGGCCAUACGCGAAGCCGGCGGUCUGAAGCAAGCCUAUCUGAAGCUGUACAGAAAUGAUGAUCUGAAGACGGGCACUCUCGUUGGCAUUGAUAAGUACGGCAACAGGUACUUUGAGAAUCCCUAUUACUUCUACGGCAGAAACCGCUGGGUGGAGUUUGCACCUCAUGUGAACAUGAACUACGAUGGAUCCCAAAUUCCUGCCGAGUGGUUCGGAUGGAUGCACUACAAGACGGAUUUGCCUCCCAUUCGCGAUGGCUGCAGACCCAAAUACAAAUGGAUUGCUGAUCACAGUGAGAAUCUUUCGGGAACCAAGGAGGCUUACAUGCCCUACACUACAACACCACCGAAAGUGGAGGCCUGGAAUCCCAAGACCAGCAAGAAGGAUUAGGAUCUUUAUAAUGAUUUCUGUCGAGAAUGUUAAUAAAAUGUUGCUGUAUUUGAUCUAGAUUAGAAACUACAACUAA
Messenger RNA from Drosophila innubila, 620 nucleotides. RefSeq names its product probable NADH dehydrogenase [ubiquinone] 1 alpha subcomplex subunit 12 (gene ND-B17.2). The coding region runs from base 113 to 544 and encodes 143 amino acids. Lineage: Eukaryota; Metazoa; Arthropoda; Insecta; Diptera; Drosophilidae. Gene Ontology annotation, biological process: response to oxidative stress; mitochondrial respiratory chain complex I assembly. The record is from RefSeq and is a predicted model, not a curated record. The transcript is spliced from 5 exons. Gene Ontology annotation, cellular component: membrane.